Molecule: messenger RNA, 3994 nt
Organism: Drosophila obscura
Lineage: Eukaryota; Metazoa; Arthropoda; Insecta; Diptera; Drosophilidae
Gene: Mp
Product: collagen alpha-1(XVIII) chain
Exons: 21
Coding region: 1446-3932 (828 amino acids)
Source: RefSeq, a predicted model, not a curated record
GUCCUCGUCCUUACUGUCGUCUCCGUUGCUGUCGGUGCCAUCGUCGUCGUCGUCGUCGUCAUUGCCGGACGUCGUGAGUGCGGUGGCAGCUGGUGCUCCUUCUCAUGCUCCUAAUCCGGCUCCAACAACUGCACAUGAAGCCCUGAGCAGGCCUAGCCGCAAAAAGGAAAGUGAUUUAUAUGCCUAAAUGAAAAAUAUGCCUCCUGAGUGAGCCGGAACCUCGAGAAUCGAGUCAAUUAAAGUUCAAUUAUGCGACCAAAACUGAAGGACAGGCCGCGCAAGCGUUUGAAAAUUCGACCGUUGAACUUGCACUGACUGACCGACCACGGACCAAUCGACCAACUGCCACACAAGUGUGUUCUCCAGCAUAAUCCCGGCAAUCGAUCAUAUCACAGCUAGCAUAUCGGUGCGGUUCCCGUGCAGGACUUAUCAACUCUAGGGGCUAAACCAGACACAUACAUAUAUACUAUGUCGUAGGGCCAGUGAUAAGUAACAAAGCCAAUACAAAUAUUUGCAAUUAGUGUGGCAUGUGCGCGGAGCUCACAUUGUUGCAAUUGUUAUACUCUGUUGUACGUUUCUUGUUGUCCGUCGCUGUCGCCGUCGCCGCGUCGUUUUCGUCGCUCAAGUUGCGGCUGCCGCUUGUAAAAGUUUCGUUGCACAGUUUUGGGGCACCGUGAGCGACGUGAAGCCGGAGCAAGUCAUCAAGAAUUUAACUCUGCCCCAAAGCAAACCAGUGUUCAAACUCCUCCGCGGCCUGGCCACCCCGACUCCAGACACUGUGGCUCUGGCUGUGGCCUGUGUGACGCUUGGUCGAAUGGAAAUCAAUCAAUUGCACAAUGGCAAGCUAAAGUGCAUGUAGUGUGAAAAAGUUGAAUUAAUUGCACACAGCAGGACAUCAAAGUUAAGAAAUAGCCUGAACAACAGUGUAAACAACAAAAAAAAAACAGAAACAAAAACCAAAAAAAAAAAAACAGAAAACAGAAAAACAAAACUCUCUGAAGAGAAGAAAAACCCGAGAGUAAAUAACAUGUGCUGUCAUUUGUAAUUACAAACGAGCAUCGCAGAAAAAAAAACGUAAAACCAUACAUACAUACAUAAUACACAAUUACAAUAAAUUUUAAAAUAAAACUCAUACCUUAACGCGCGUGCAUAAAUAAAGCAAAGUAUUUGCAAUUAAAUUAUCUGUGAUUUUUGUCAACAUAUUCAAUACAAUAUCCCAUACGCGCCCCAUACGCGUCCCAUACGUGUGCAUAUCCCGGUAAUUUAUAGUGAAGUCCUCCCAAUGCGUUCGGCUUAAAGGCAAUUCGAUUCGAUUCGAUUCGAUUCGUCGCUAUUCCGUUCGGUUCUUCGUUCUUCUCGUUUAUUCGCGCCGCUUGCGUAGUUGUGAGCCAAGUGCUUCGCGGGUCCGAAAAAUAGUGAGUGGCGACGUGUAAAUAUCGUACAAAAUGGCAAUGGUCAUAUCGACGCGUGCGAAACUCGUGAUUACCGCGCUGAUUCUGUUCUUCCUGCUCGGCAUCGUGCUCGUCACGGGCUCCACGAAGGGAUGGUUUAAUCCCAACCGCUACAACGGCGAGCGGGUGGCAGCUAGGAUACAGGCAACGGACAUCUUCGACGCCAGUGGCAUGCAGCCCCCAGGACAGACGCAGUACACGCACGAGAGACCAUAUCGCGGCAUCAAGGGCGAGAAGGGUGAGCGCGGCCCAAAGGGCGACAGUAUACGCGGCCCCCCUGGACCGCCGGGUCCACCUGGGCCCAAAGGCGAGGCGGCUGCCUAUCCACCCUUUGUGGAGACAACGAGUGCGGGGGCUAAAUACACUGGCGAAUGUACAUGUAAUGCGUCUGAUAUCCUAGAAGCCAUCAAGGACAAUGAGUCGUUGCGGGAGACGUUGCGCGGUGCGCCCGGUGCGGCGGGCAAGGACGGGAAGCCAGGUACCCCUGGUCACACCGGAGCCACCGGCGUGCCUGGAGCUAGAGGCGCGCGUGGUGCCGAGGGUGCCCAGGGGCAGAAGGGCGAGCCAGGCGUCGAUGGUCUGCCCGGCGUUGCAGGCCCCCAGGGGCCAGCAGGCCCGCCUGGUUUGCCCGAGAACUACGAUAUAAAUUGGAAUCCUACCAGGACUUUCAAGGAGUCCUUAAUGGUCAACUCGAUGGGCACAUUCCGGGGCACGACGCAGCCUGGACCCAAAGGUGUGUCCGGCGAGAAAGGUGAUGCGGGCCAGAAGGGCGAACGCGGCGAUCCGGGUCACAAAGGUGCGCAUGGGUCCAACGGCGCAAAGGGUGAGCCUGGCGAGCCCGGCACGCCCGGUCUGCCCGGCCUCCCUGGACAGGCUGGCCAGCCGGGUGGACUCGAAGGACUCUCAGGACUCUCCGCCAACGGCACCAAGGGCGAGAAGGGCGAAAAAGGCAUGCGAGGCCGCCGCGGAGGCACUGGCUCCACGGGGCCAAUUGGGCCGCCUGGCAAGCCAGGCGCGAUGGGCGAUAUUGGACACUCGGGCCGACCUGGCAUGACAGGCCCAAAAGGUGAGCUGGGGCCAAAGGGCCCCAAAGGAGAUGCUGGCGGUCGCGAAGGGCCCAAAGGUGACAAGGGCGACACGGGCCAGGAUGGACGCGACGGGCUGCCAGGACCACCAGGGCUACCCGCCUCGGGCGGCGGUGACGGCGACAGCAGUGGAGUCCAAUAUAUACCAAUGGCUGGCCCACCUGGGCCACCGGGACCGCCUGGCCUGCCCGGACUCUCGAUAUCCGGCCCCAAGGGGGAGCCGGGCGUGGACUCGCGCAGCUUCUUUGGCGACGCCUCCUACUACGGUCGACCAGGUGCGCGCUCAUCUUUAGACGAACUCAAAGCCCUGCGAGAGCUGCAAGAUCUGCGCGAUCGGCCCGACGGCACAGCCGAAGCUCCGCGCCAGCCGGGACACUCACAUAAGCACGAAGAAGCCUUGGGGCCUGCUGUGGGCGAGGAACCAUACUUUUCGGCCUCAUCGUCGAACAUAAACAUGAAGAUUGUGCCCGGCGCAGUCACCUUCCAGAAUAUCGAUGAAAUGACAAAGAAAUCGGCACUCAAUCCGCCUGGAACGCUGGCCUACAUCACCGAGGAGGAGGCGCUCCUUGUGCGCGUCAACAAGGGAUGGCAAUACAUUGCGCUGGGAACCCUGGUGCCGAUUGCCACGCCCGCGCCGCCCACCACUGUGGCGCCAUCGAUGCGCUUCGACCUGCAAUCGAAGAAUCUGCUGAACAGUCCACCACCCCCGCUCAACACGCCCACGUUUACCACCGCGCCCGAAUACGAAACGUGGUAUCCGCGAAUGCUCCGCGUGGCCGCACUGAACGAGCCCUCCGUCGGCGACCUGCAGGGAAUCCGCGGCGCGGACUUUGCCUGCUACCGGCAGGGAAGACGAGCCGGCCUGCUGGGCACCUUCAAGGCGUUCCUCUCCUCCAGGGUACAGAACCUGGACUCCAUUGUCCGUCCGGCUGACCGGGACCUGCCAGUGGUGAACACGCGCGGCGAUGUGCUCUUCAACUCGUGGAAUGGCAUCUUCAACGGACAGGGCGGCUUCUUCUCCCAGGCGCCGCGCAUCUACAGUUUCAGCGGCAAGAACGUGAUGACGGAUCCGCUAUGGCCCCUGAAGAUGGUCUGGCAUGGAUCGCUGCCCAAUGGAGAGCGCUCCAUGGACACAUACUGCGAUGCCUGGCACUCGAGUGCCCACGAUAAGAGCGGUUAUGCCAGCGAUCUCGCCGGCCAUAAGCUGCUCGAGCAGAAGCGCCAGCCCUGCGACGGCAAGCUGAUUGUGCUCUGCGUGGAGGCCCUCUCUCAGGAUCGGAAGCGGAAGAAGCGGGACGCCAGCGACAGUCACAGUCGCGGUCCCAGUCGCAGCCAGAAUUUGGAGUUCCGCACAGCAGACGAGUAUGCAGCGCAUUUAGACGAUUUACUGCUGUAAGCGGAGUCCCAUGGAAGAACAAUACCAAAACCAUUCUCAUACAUAAAACAGGAACCAGCAGC